This is a messenger RNA of Metarhizium album ARSEF 1941, 615 nucleotides long. Its product is annotated as UPF0047 domain protein. The transcript has 5 exons. The record is from RefSeq and is a predicted model, not a curated record. Lineage: Eukaryota; Fungi; Ascomycota; Sordariomycetes; Hypocreales; Clavicipitaceae. Bases 1 to 615 code for a protein of 204 amino acids.
AUGCCGCAACAUUCUUCCCAACAGCACCAGACGUCUCUCACCACGACGAUUGUGCUCAUCCUGGUCCUCUCCGUCGCCUUCUUCCCGAAUCUAUUCCACAGCAUAUGGACCUUCCCCUUCACCUUGAUCCCGUUCUUCCACUCCUCGUCCAAGGGAUAUGCUGGAACCGGCAAAAUGGCUUGGUUCCAGAAGCAGUUCACGCUCCCCGCCAAGUCUCGCGGCUCCUAUCUCAUCACCGACCAGGUCGUUUCUCGUCUUCCCGAAAUCAAGGACUACAAGGUCGGCUUGCUGAAUUUGUUCAUCCAGCAUACCAGCUGCGCAUUGAGCUUGAACGAGAACUGGGACGAGGACGUAAGGGCAGAUAUGAGUGAUGCGCUUGAUCGCAUUGCGCCGGCCAACGGCCCAAAGGGCGAGGCCUUGUAUCGCCAUGAUGCUGAAGGUCCUGAUGACAUGCCUGCUCAUAUCAAGUCGGCGCUGAUUGGGGCCAGCGUGACUAUCCCCAUCAAAGAUGGAAAGCUUGCCACCGGAACCUGGCAAGGCAUCUGGUAUCUCGAGUUCCGCGCUAGCAGGCAUCAGCGUCAUAUCAUGGCUACCAUUCAGGGGGAGAAGGCGUAG